UUUCCAUACGAACAUUACUUUAAAAUCGUUUCAAAAUCGUAUCACAUGCUAUGCUAAUUAAAAAAUGAAAGACGAUCCCUUAAAAGAAUAAUCUGUUCUGCUGAAUGUCAGUUGGUAUAAAAAACUUAUAGAAUGUUCAAAGUGAGAUUCACACAUAUAUUUCUUUGUUCGCUUUUCAAAAGAAACUGUGUUUGAAGUUUGCCGACCAAAAGAAAUAAAUCAUUUUUUAUCCUACUCCCAAUCAACAUUUUUGAAAAAUAAAUUCAGAAGUUGGUAGAGAAUAUCAAACUCCAUAUAUUUUUAAAAAAAAAAUUUUUUUGUAAAAAAUUAUAUUUAUACCAUUGCAGUAUCCUUAAAUUGAUUAAAUAUUUUUGUAUGCAUACACAAUACAAUAUAUAUAAAGAACAAUCUGAAUUUAAUUUAUCGUAACAUCGGGCAUGAGCAACAACGAAGAAGAAAUAAUUUUGUGCUCCUUAAUCUUUUCAAGCAGUUUCAUUCUUUCACAUAAAAAAGUGGAAAAAGAAACUGUAGGGUUAAAAGAUUGACUCCAUCACAGAAAUGAAAGGGGAGCAUAUAAUACAAUUCCUUGCCUUGCGGCUUGAUACAAUCUAAACGUACUUGUUGAUAAAAAAUUAUCUGACAUAAUAGUCACGUUUCUCAUCACUACUUAAUCUCUUUUACGUGCAUAUUUGAAAUGAAUAAAAUGCUGAGUGUGAGUUUCGAAAAAAGUGAGCAGUUGGCAGUUUCCUUUGAAAUAAUAUUGUUCUAAUGAAAAAUUGAUUUGUGUUUUACGUCAUUUUGUAUUAUCGUUCUAUUACUUUUUAAUGAUACAUACGCAACAAUUUUGAAUCAAUAUUAGUUCAAUUAAUUAUUUUGAAUAUUGAUCUGCAAAAUUAUUCUGUCUAUUCAGACCUUUAAAUUUAAAUGUUUAAACAAGGGCUAGAACAUUCAGUUACAAUGACUUUAAAAUCACAAGUGUUCAUUUUUGUUCUACAGUUGGGAUGAAACACAUUUUGGGAAAUUUGCUAAUCAUUAUCUCAAUGGAACCUUUUUCUUUGAUGUUCAUCCACCACUUGGAAAGAUGCUUCUUGCACUUGCUGGCUGGGCAACUGGUUAUGAUGGAUCCUUUCCGUUUGACAAACCUGGCGACAGUUAUGGUGAACAAAAAUAUGUUGGAAUGAGAAUGUUCUGCGCUUUACUUGGUGCAUUCUGCAUUCCACUAGCAUAUUUGAUAGUGUGGGAGCUGACACAUUCCUUACCAGCUUGCAUACUAGCUGCUUCUUUAAUUCUUUUUGAUCAUGGUUGUAUCACCAUAUCACAGUAUAUCUUAUUGGAUCCAAUUCUCAUGUUUUUUAUGAUGAUGUCUGUUUUCAGUUUAAUUAAAUUUUAUAGUUGGAGAGAUUGCCCAUUUAGUUUUGACUGGUGGGGCUGGAUGUUUUGCACAGGCUACUUUUUAGCUUGUACAUUCAGUGUCAAAUGGGUUGGUCUUUUUGUGAUAUUGUUUGCUGGAGUUACAACAAUACAAGAUUUGUGGAUUUUGCUUGGUGAUUUGUCAUUAUCAAUUUUGGAAAUAUUCAAGCACUUCGUUGCGCGUGUGAUUGGUUUGAUCAUAACACCCAUCUCUGUGUACUUAUUCUUCUUUGGACUACAUUUCCAGUCCCUUCCGUACAGUGGUCCUGGAGAUGGAUUUUUCAGUUCAGCAUUACAAUCAACACUACAAGGGAAUCAAUUAUACAAAGCAAGUCUACCUGGAGAGUUAGCGUUUGGUUCGGUGAUCACAUUAAAAAACCAUAAAACAGCAGGAGCGCUCUUACACUCCCAUCAGCAUUUAUAUCCAAAAGAACACCCUCCUGAGCAACAGCAGAUCACUGGUUAUUCGCACAAAGACACGAACAAUGAUUGGGUCGUUCACAAACCUUACACAACAUAUAAUGAUUCCGAACAACUGGAGUACGUCUAUGAUGGCGACACCAUACGUCUAAUGCAUGUGAUGACACGUCGCAACUUGCAUUCACAUCAUGAGAAGGCACCUCUCAGUCAGAAUCUAUUACAAGUUACUGGAUAUGGAGAAAAUGGUUAUGGCGACGCGAAUGAUAUUUGGCGAGUUUCAGUUACAAAACAUCCUGGAAAGAACGGUCGGAUUAACACUGUAAAAACUAUAUUUCGUCUUAUACACGUCAACACGGGCUGUGCCCUACAGGAGACCGAUCAGUUGCUACCGAAAUGGGGCUGGGAGCAAAAAGAAAUGGCUUGUAAUCCUAUACCGUACGCUGGUGGAACAGAAUGGAAUGUCGAGGGGAAUACUCACGCUCAAGUCCCACAAGUCAGCAUCGAAUUACUAGCGCCGUCGUUUUUCGAAAGUGUUUACGAAUCUCAUAUUGUGAUGGCAAAAACUAACAAUGGAUUUAAACCAAAAGAGGGGGAAUUCACGUCACAAGCAUGGCAUUGGCCAAUCAAUUACAGGGGCCAAGUAUUUUCUGGUAAUGAUUAUCGUAUCUAUCUACUUGGCAACCCGAUCUUAUGGUGGCUAGUCCUUGCAACUUUCGGUGUUUAUGUUGUUUUCUUCUUCGUGCAUUCAGUCCGUGAAAAACGUGGCUUUGAGAUUUCUCCACAAUUUAAAGCUGAAUGCAACACUAUGAUUGGCUCAUGUGGAUGGCUUUUGAUUGGAUGGGCACUUCAUUACCUACCGUUCUACACUAUGGGACGUGUGUUGUACUUUCAUCAUUACUUCCCAGCCUAUCUCUUCAGUGCGAUGUUUUCAGGUAUUCUUCUUGAACACGUGUGUCGUACGAUAUCUUUAAUAUUUACCGACGAGACAAGGCGACAGUACGCCUACAACGCCGGUGUAACAUUCAUUGUGGCAGCUUCUGUUACGAGCUUCUAUGCUUUUCGCGGUUUAUCUUAUGGAAUGUCUGGACCAAUGGGAAAUCAAAUAAAUCCUACACAGGCCGCAUACAGAUGGCUGGACACGUGGGAUAUCUAACUCGUGUUCUCCAUACCUCGCGUAAUAAUAUACCCGUUGGAUCAGCGAGACAAGAGACGGAGAACUUGUUUAGAUGGCCAAAGAAAGACAAACGUUUCGUAUUCUGUUCGUUUUAGCGAAAUUUUUAAUGGAGUUAGGCUUUAUCUAUUUCAAAUGGUUUUAAGAUCGGUAUGGUUUGAUGCCAAAUUUUUUUGAGCCUGUGUACUACAGUACUACUAAAUCUCUACUACUAAAUUUUUUAAAAAGUUUUCUAUGGUUUUAUUUUGUCCAUAUUUUAUUAUUUCAGUGAUAUAUUUUUGCAUUUGGUCACUGUAUAAUAUAAAACGGUAAAAGUGUAUAAUUACAAUAAUUUAAAUAUAUAAAAAAGGCUACAAAUUAAUAUAAUAA
This is a messenger RNA of Hydractinia symbiolongicarpus, 3370 nucleotides long. Its product is annotated as protein O-mannosyl-transferase 2-like. Lineage: Eukaryota; Metazoa; Cnidaria; Hydrozoa; Anthoathecata; Hydractiniidae. Gene Ontology annotation, cellular component: endoplasmic reticulum; membrane. The coding region runs from base 1082 to 2983 and encodes 633 amino acids. Gene Ontology annotation, biological process: protein O-linked glycosylation via mannose. Gene Ontology annotation, molecular function: dolichyl-phosphate-mannose-protein mannosyltransferase activity. The record is from RefSeq and is a predicted model, not a curated record. The transcript has 22 exons.